AUGCUUCCGCACGAUCGCCUUCAGUCCCAUCUCCAAUCCCAUCUCCAACCCCAUCUCCGACCCCAGCACCAACCCCAGCGCCAACCCCAGCAACAGCAACAGCAAGGCCAUGUUCGAAGCCGUACUGGGCCAAUAUUCGAACAUCUUAAUGAGCGUCAUAAUCGUCUAGCGGCCUGGUUCUUAGGCCCCAAAGCCGAAAAUACCGAGUUCCUUCGUAACUUUUUCAAUUUCAUUGCUGACCGGACGGAGGAAGCCCGCAAAAACUUCCAGCCAGAAGACCCAGAAUUUAUCGAUCAACAAAUCCAAGCCAGUUCGUCCUUUCAACAAGAAAUCAGGGACCUCGAUGAAUCUCUGAAGGAGCUGACCGAGGCUCUAUCGAAACACUCGAUCCCGUUCUGGUCUCCACGUUACAACGCUCAUAUGACCUAUGACACAUCGAUGCCCGCUCUGCUCGGUUAUUUGAUGACCACUUUGUUUAACCCCAACAAUGUUGCGACGGAAGCGAGUCCACUCACCACCGUUAUCGAGCUCGAGGUGGGGCUCCAAUUGUGCGAGAUGUUGGGCUAUGACAUCUCGCCAACCUCGAAUCCAUCUGCUCGUAACCUCAAGUUCUAUCCAUUGUCUUUAGCAUGUGCUCUCGAACCAGGUGCACCCUUAGAGAGCAUCAGGGACAGGCUUAUGAUUGAACUCUGUACCGGCGAAAUCAAGCUGUUCUCCGAGCUCAGCACCUGGGAACUUUUAAAUCUCAAACCGGAAACAGUUUUCGCUAUUCCUGAGAGGCUCGAAGAAGAAUUCGACAUCUCGUCGAGCUUCUUGACCGAUACAAUGAACAAGUAUUUGAUUCAAAGUUUGGGGAAAGAUGUUCUCGAAAAGAAGUUUAAUAUUACGCUGCCCAAUAGGUACUUUGUAGGGGCCACCAAACAUUACUCAUGGCCCAAGGGUGCAGCUAUCACCGGAAUUGGUUCGGAUAACAUCAUAGAUAUCCCAGUUGAUAUCAAUGCACGCUUGGAUUCUUCCAAACUCGACAAGCUUCUCCAGGAAUGUCUUGAUGAGAAACGAGCAGUAUACGCUGUGGUCGCUAUCAUGGGCUCUACUGAACAUGGCGCGGUGGAUCCUUUGAAGGACGUCUGGGAGCUCCGGGAAAAAUAUCAGAAAAAAGGUCUUUCGUUUGCUAUACAUGCUGAUGCAGCUUGGGGAGGUUAUUUCACCUCUCUACUCCGUGAAGAGAAAAAGGUUGGGCGGGGUUUGCCCAUCGACCCGGAUAACAAGUACGUGCCCGAGCUGGCGCUCAGUGAUCACACGCGCACGCAACUCGACCACCUCAAGUACGCCGACUCGAUCACGAUCGAUCCUCACAAGUCUGGAUAUAUUCCUUAUCCCGCCGGAGGUCUGUGCUACCGGGAUGGACGAAUGCGAUUCCUUGUCACCUGGUUGAAUCCUGACGUCUACAAAGACUCGGACGGUGACGAAAGUGUAGGUGUAUAUGGGGUUGAAGGAAGCAAACCUGGAGCUGCCCCCGUCGCUGCCUGGGUUUCCCAUCGCGUGAUUGGCCUGCACAAGAAUGGGUAUGGAUCCCUGCUCGGCGAAGCCAUGUUUAGCUGUACUAAGGCAAGCAUAUACUGUAUCAACUUUAUGUACACGAACUGGGUCACCAUGGAUAUCGGCGACCCUAACCUGAUCGUUGUUCCUCUUAACGCCAUUCCUGCUGAGCGUGACGGAGGAACCCCAGAGGAGAUUCAAAAGCAACGCGAGUACAUCCGAGACAAUAUUGUUAAUCGUCCGAAUCUCGAACUUGUGCGCGACGAUAAGGCAAUGGCCUUGGUUCGAGAAAUGGGCUCCGACUUGUCGAUCAACGCGUUCGCGUGCAACUUUAGAUUGGCAAACGGGGAGAUUAAUAAAGAUGUGGUCGAGUCGAAUUACCUCAACACUCGCAUCUAUGAGCGGCUCAGUGUUACCAAGAUCGAGGACAACAUUUUUGACAAACCCCUUUUCAUCAUGUCAACUUUCAUGGAGGACAAAGUGUACGGCGAAUGCUGCACUCGUCUGAAGGAACGACUUGGCGUAGUAGGAGCGCAAGACCUCGACAUCCUCGUCAACUGCGUCAUGAGUCCUUUCCCCACAGUGGCAAACUUCACCAAGAGUAUUGCGGACGCCUUCAAGAAGAUUGCUCAUGAGGAGAUUGAGAGAUGCUUGUUCCGAAAUACCGUCACCGAGGACGACUUCCGCUUUGUCCUCCAAGGCACUGAUAAGCCGUAUCUCACCCUUCUCCCUAUGUUCAACAUGGCCAAUUAUCGACACCAACUCAUCCUCUCUUGCGACAUCCCUGCGGGCGUGAUGGAUACCUACCGGGCCGAGCGCGCCAAGGACCCAAAGGCCACUUUCUUCAUCGGCACUACCAAAGACGUCAAACUUGAUAGCAUACUUGCCGGGUCAUUUGAGGCCAUGUUGGAGAAGGGUUUGCCCGCUAAGAACCAACCGCCACCUCCACGCUAUGCUUCCAAUUUCCAGGUCACGAAUGUCAAGGUUCUCAAGAAUAAUCCAAUCGACUCCAAGUACUUGGACGGCGCCUUCCCCGAGUAUAUGUAUUUCUACCUCUACGGCACGAAUGAGCAAAGACAUAUCGACCACAUGUUGGUUUCGCCGGGUAGUGCACAGCUUACAUCCGAUCAAGUGCAACUCGUCCUCACUAACGGCACGCUAUCCGGCGACAACCUUUCCAAGGGUUAUAUUCUUCGCUUGGAUGAUUACCACGAAAACGUUGUUUUCCCGGUAUUACCACCGAACACCCCGCGGUUCUUCAAGUCGGGCCAGAAACUCAAGGUCUCAAUCUUCGAAGAUCCACAUGGCACGGACGCACACGGCCCCGGACUUACUGCCCCGUUCUCAACGGCCACACCAGUAGCUUCUGGUACAAUGACCUUGGGCGAUAUGGUAUACACGGACUCUGCUCUCCUCAAUGGCAAUCCUGGCGAGGUCGAAGAAGAAUCCGUCAACGGGAAGACCCUCGAGCAGCGACUGAGCGCCACACGGCGAAGCUUUGUCGCCGAGGAGCCCAAGCAUGUCGACCCGUACCACAAGCGACGCGAGAAACAGGUCGCAUGGCGCCAUUACUUGGAGGAGAAUUUGUCGAAGAUUGGGCACGAUACUGCCGGAGGUGGACACCGCAGAUCGUACCAUUAG
Messenger RNA from Rhizoctonia solani, 3180 nucleotides. RefSeq names its product Pyridoxal-dependent decarboxylase conserved domain. The transcript has 11 exons. Bases 1 to 3180 code for a protein of 1059 amino acids. Gene Ontology annotation, molecular function: carbon-carbon lyase activity; pyridoxal phosphate binding. Lineage: Eukaryota; Fungi; Basidiomycota; Agaricomycetes; Cantharellales; Ceratobasidiaceae. Gene Ontology annotation, biological process: carboxylic acid metabolic process. The record is from RefSeq and is a predicted model, not a curated record.